Messenger RNA from Lactuca virosa, 930 nucleotides. Lineage: Eukaryota; Viridiplantae; Streptophyta; Magnoliopsida; Asterales; Asteraceae. The record is from the annotation of a GenBank genome assembly.
AUGCUGAUGUCGACAAAAGCACUCACACACUUCAUGCAUCCGUCUCACCAACUCACCGAACACACAGCAGAUACCAUAUUCAUAUGUAAUGGGUGCAAGAUGUAUGGAACAGGCACAAGGUUCACUUGCACAUCCUGUAAUUUUGACCUACACGACUACUGCGCCAAAUGUCCCCCUUCGCUCCCUUUUACUGUAAACCACCCCCACCCAAUGAGUCUUGUGGUCAACAAACCUCAAAUCAACCACAACAAACAUUGUCAAAUCUGUCGCAGCCAAAUUCAAGGUCUUGCAUACAUGUGCAAAGACUGCGACUUCUGGAUCCAUCCUCUCUGUGUUUUGCAUUACUUAGGCCUCCGAUACUUCAUACAUCCCACUCACAAACUCACUGAACUCACAGCGAAUACAAACUACAUAUGUAACGGAUGUAACAUCCAUGGAACCGGAACACGGUUCACUUGCAGCACCUGUAAUUUUGACUUACAUGACUACUGCGCCAAGUCUCCCACUUGGUUACCUUCCACCCAAAUCCACCAUCACCCAAUGACUCUUUUUGUGGACAAACACCAGCUCAACAAGAUCAAACUUUGUCAAAUAUGUCGUACAUCUAUUCAAGGUCUUGCUUACGAGUGUAAGGGCUGCAAUUUCUGGGUUCAUUCACUCUGUGCUUUGCAUAACUUACGACAUGGACAUGGUGGCCAAUACAGGAAUUUCAACCAGGGGCAUUCGUAUACACAGCGAGGCUUUGAAGGUGUUACCUCGAAGAUUGGUUUAGGUUUGGCUAUAAACUGGAUUUUUGCAAAGAUCGGUGAUUUUCAUGAUGGGGCCUCUUCCAGUGGUGCUUAUACAACGGGAGGUUACGUGGGAAGUGAGGAUUCUCUUUAUGGGCUCAUCCAUAGCAUUCAGUCUUUCUUUGAAAAUAAUUGGAGCUAG